This is a messenger RNA of Trypanosoma cruzi, 501 nucleotides long. RefSeq lists its product as uncharacterized. The record is from RefSeq and is a predicted model, not a curated record. The transcript has a single exon. The coding region runs from base 1 to 501 and encodes 166 amino acids. NCBI's taxonomy places the organism in Eukaryota, Euglenozoa, Kinetoplastea, Trypanosomatida, Trypanosomatidae.
AUGAGUGCAACGCCCCCGGAUACGGCGGGCAAUUACUUCGACAUGCUCGUGAACAGCGACCCACGUGUGGCCUUUGACGUGCUGCACAUCGGUGUCUUUUCCACCAUUGAGGAGGAGAUGGGGCGUCAAUCCCUCAGCUCGGCAUCGAGCUUCGGUGCGAUGAGAAGAGCCAAAGCCGUGGGCGAAGGGAAAAACGCUCGUUUUGUGAUACCGACGCACCAACCGGCGCUUGACGAGAGAAUUCCACAGCCGCAGGAUGUGUUGGCUGUGUCUGCCCUUCUUCGCUCCUCUUCUCCAUCUGCAUUACGGGAGGCGUUGGGGCCGGCGGUGCUGCAUGUGGUGCAGAAGUAUCGUCCCCAAGUACUGCGAGAGGAACGACAACAAAGACAGCGACAUGAGGAUAAGAAGCAGGAACAGGAGGAGGUGGUGGAGGAGGAGGAGGACGACGACGACGAAUCUCAUGCACGUGAUGACACCACAUUGGACGUGGCAGAGGCAUGA